CAGGCUGGAAUGAGUGGGUGCAAUCCCUGCUAUGUUCCAAUGGAAAACAAGUUAAAGCUGAGCAAGGUAGAUAAGUCUUCUCUGGUUGAUGCAACAAAGUACAGGAGUGUGAUUGGGAGUUUGAGAUACUUGGUGAACACAAGACCAGAUCUUGCAUAUUCUGUGGGGAUAGUGAGCAGGUACAUGGAGAAGCCAAGGGCGAGUCAUUGGGCGGCAGUCAAACAGAUACUUCGGUACAUAGCUGGAACUCUGAAUUUUGGGUGCAGAUACACCAGAUCAGGCUUGUCUGAACCAAAGUUACUAGGUUUCAGUGAUAGCGAUCUGGCUGGUGACAUUGACGACAGGAAGAGUACCAGUGGCUCAGUGUUCUUUGUGGGAAUGAAUCUGGUAACUUGGGUGUCUCAGAAGCAAAGAGUAGUCGCCCUAUCUUCUUGUGAGGCUGAGUACAUAGCUAGUGCAAAUGCUGCAUGCCAAGGCAUUUGGCUCAGUCGUCUAUUGGGUGAACUGCUGGGAAUUCAAGCUCCGAAAGUAAAACUCCUUGUUGAUAACAAAUCUGCCAUAGCCCUGAGUAAGAAUCCAGUUCAUCAUGAACGGAGCAAGCACAUAGACACAAAAUAUCAUUUUGUGAGAGAAUGUGUUGACAGUGGAAGCAUUGACAUUGAUCAUGUGAGUACACAGAACCAGUUAGCAGAUAUACUCACGAAGGCACUGGGCAAAGUCAGGUUCAUCGAGCUGAGACAGCAGCUAGGCGUGAGUGAGGUGCAGCGAGAUUAGGGGGGUGAAAUGUUGACAUAAUCUCAUGCAUACUUAACAUCAUUCUGUAACUAGGCAGUUGCAUUUUAGUUGCACGUUUACAUUCCUGAAAGUUAGCUAGCUGCAUGUGAGAUGAGCGGUGGAGAGGGCCAGAACCAUGCUGCGUUCAUGGUGCGGCUAUGAGUACUCACCGCCAUGCGUGUAUGAAACGUUCCCACGCACGAGGUGGGCACGACGCAGCGUGAGGCGCGCAUGGCGGGGGAGAUCGUGGGUCACAGACCAUGUAAGCACCGCAAAUAAGUAACAAGAAAGACCAGAAAAAGCUGCGACGGUUUUGGCAGCGCCACA
Molecule: messenger RNA, 1101 nt
Organism: Zea mays
Lineage: Eukaryota; Viridiplantae; Streptophyta; Magnoliopsida; Poales; Poaceae
Product: secreted RxLR effector protein 161
Exons: 1
Coding region: 10-774 (254 amino acids)
Source: RefSeq, a predicted model, not a curated record